Messenger RNA from Clupea harengus (Atlantic herring), 3239 nucleotides. It is a transcript of the gene hace1, whose product is annotated as HECT domain and ankyrin repeat containing E3 ubiquitin protein ligase 1. The record is from RefSeq and is a predicted model, not a curated record. Lineage: Eukaryota; Metazoa; Chordata; Actinopteri; Clupeiformes; Clupeidae. Gene Ontology annotation, biological process: membrane fusion; Golgi organization; protein polyubiquitination. Gene Ontology annotation, cellular component: Golgi membrane; nucleus; cytoplasm. Gene Ontology annotation, molecular function: protein binding; ubiquitin protein ligase activity.
GAGGAAAUAAUGCUGAAUGAAUCAGGGGGGCAGGCAGGCAGGCAGGCGUUCUGCGCUGACACAGUGGACUCUGAACCAAUUCCUAGCUGCUAGCUAGAUGGAUGACACGGGGACCCAAGACAUCUCGGUUCAGUAAGAACAGAGGUUCUUGAUGCUCGAUUUACACGAUUCAUCUUGGUAUUUUGUACCCAUAUGAUGGAACGGGCGAUGGAGCAGUUAAAUGUACAGCUGAAUCGGCUGACUCGUUCACUACGCCGCGCCAGGACUGUGGAACUCCCGGAAGACAAUGAGACAGCAGUAUAUACCCUUAUGCCCAUGGUGAUGGCUGAUCAACACAGAUCAGUAUCAGAAUUGCUCCUGAAUUCCAAGUUUGAUGUCAACUAUGCCUUUGGUCGAGUGAAGAGAAGUCUACUUCAUAUUGCUGCAAACUGUGGAUCAGUGGAGUGCCUAGUCCUGCUGCUGAAGAGAGGAGCCAACCCAAACUAUCAGGACAUAUCCGGCUGUACCCCUCUUCACCUGGCUGCCAGGAAUGGACAGAAGAAAUGUAUGGGACGGCUGCUGGAAUACAAUGCAGAUGUCAACAUUUGCAACAACGAGGGACUAACUGCUAUCCACUGGCUAGCUGUAAAUGGCCGGACUGAGUUGCUGCACGACCUGGUGCAGCACGUGACCAACGUGGAUGUAGAGGAUGCCAUGGGCCAGACCGCAUUACACGUGGCCUGCCAGAACGGACACAAGACUACGGUUCUGUGCCUGCUGGACAGUGGGGCAGACAUCAACAGGCCCAAUGUAUCUGGAGCGACUCCUCUUUACUUCGCCUGCAGUCAUGGACAGAGGGACACUGCACAGAUUCUGCUCUCCAGAGGGGCCAAGUAUCUGGCAGACAAGAAUGGGGUCACACCACUGGACCUGUGUGUGCAGGGUGGCUAUGGAGAGACCUGUGAGAUUCUCAUUCAGCACCAUGGCAGACUCUUUCAGACCCUCAUCCAGAUGACCCAGAACGACGAGCUCAAAGAGAGCAUGCUCAGGCAGGUUCUGGAACACGUCUCUCAGCAGAGUGACUCUCACUACCAACGCAUCCUUAUCAGCCUGGCUGAGGUUGCCACCACCAAUGGACACAAGCUACUCAGUUUGUCCAGUAGCUACGAGGCCCAGAUGAAGAGCCUACUGCGGAUUGUACGCAUCUUCUGUCACGUCUUCCGUCUUGGCCCGUCCUCUCCCAACAACGGCAACGACAUGGGCUACAACGGCAACAAGACGCCCCGCAGCCAGGUCUUCAAGGUCAGCAAGCAACAGGGAGCUAACAUGUGGAGGGCGGACGUCAUACGAGCACAGAGAGUCAGGCAUGCAGUAGACGUUCAGCAGGCACAGAGCAGUCCUCCUCAUGCAGACACGAGGACAUGGGCAGGAGCGUAUGUAAAGCCUCUGGAGCUGCUGUGGCACUCCUUGGAUGAGUGGCUGGUGCUCAUCUCCACUGAGAUGGAGCGGAAUUGCCGUGACCCAUCCUCCGCCGCCGCAUCCGGAAGCGACAUCGCCUCCCUCCUGAUGAAGCAACGUGAGAUUGAGCCUCACCUCUCUUCCUCCUCCUCCUCUCCCUCUGCCUCCCCGCCCCCCUCCGUCACCACGGAAACAGCCGAGUUGCCCACGGUGAUGUCCCUCCACUCCUCCCUGGAUGAGGUGGUGGAGAACCCGCCGGAGGUGUGCGCUGACGGCCAGGAUGUCAUUGCAAAGACGGCGAACCGCCUCAGCGCCGUCAUCCAGGCCUUCUACAUGUGCUGCUCCUGUCAAAUGCCUCAAGGGAUGACCUCUCCACACUUCAUUGAGUUUGUGUGUAGACAUGACGAGGUUCUGAAGUGUUUUGUAACGAGGAAUCCCAAGAUCAUCUUUAACCACUUUCACUUCCUGUUAGAAUGUCCAGAACUUAUGUCCCGCUUUAUGCACAUAAUCAAGGGCCAGCCCUUUAAGGACCGCUGCGAGUGGUUCUACGAGCACCUGCUAGCUGGGCAGCCGGACUCGGACAUGGUGCACCGGCCGGUCAACGAGAACGACAUCCUGCUAAUCCACAGAGACGCCAUCUUCCGCAGCAGCUGUGAGGUGGUGUCCAAGUCCAACAACGAGAAGCUGAAGCAGGGCAUCGCCGUGCGUUUCCAUGGCGAGGAGGGAAUGGGUCAAGGCGUGGUGAGAGAGUGGUUCGACAUCCUGUCCAAUGAGAUCAUCAAUCCUGACUAUGGUCUCUUCACACAGUCUGCUGAUGGCACAACAUUUCAGCCCAACAGUAACUCCUCUGUAAAUCCAGACCAUCUGAACUACUUCAGUUUUGCUGGUCAGAUUUUGGGUCUGGCUCUCUACCAUCAUCAGCUAGUUAACAUCUACUUUACCCGGUCCUUCUACAAACACAUACUAGGCAUCCCGGUGAACUACCAGGACGUGGCGUCCAUCGACCCUGAGUACGCAAAGAACCUGCAGUGGAUCCUGGACAACGACAUCAGCGACCUGGGGCUGGAGCUCACCUUCUCCGUGGAGACGGACGCGUUCGGGGCCCUGGAGGAGAUGCCACUCAAACCAGGCGGCACCAGCAUCCUGGUUACCCAGGACAACAAGGCGGAGUAUGUACAGCUGGUGACAGAGCUGAGAAUGACUCGAGCGAUCCAGCCCCAGAUCAACGCCUUCCUGAAGGGCUUUCACACCUUCAUCCCCCCCGCCCUCAUCCAGCUUUUCGACGAGUAUGAGCUGGAGCUGCUACUCUCUGGGAUGCCAGAGAUCGAUGUAAUGGACUGGACUAGAAACACAGAGUACACCAGUGGCUAUGACCUGCAAGAGCCUGUUAUCCAGUGGUUUUGGGAAGCGGUGCAGAACUUCACCCAGGAAGAGAGAGUGCUCCUGUUGCAGUUUGUGACUGGCAGCUCCAGGGUUCCUCACGGAGGCUUUGCAUAUCUCAUGGGGGGGAGCGGAUUACAGAAGUUCACCAUCGCCGCCGUGCCCUUCACCUCUAACCUACUGCCUACCGCCAGCACCUGCAUCAACAUGCUGAAACUCCCAGAAUACCCCAGCCAGGAAGUGCUCCGUGACCGGCUGCUGGUGGCCCUUCACUGUGGGAGCUACGGCUACACCAUGGCAUAAGGAUGGCCCGACUGCUGCCGGCUCUGUCUGUCUGUUUGUGUGUGUGUGUUAGAGAGAAUGUAUUGAGAGUGAAAUGCAAGUGUGUGUAUGUGUGUUUGUGAGUAUGUAUGAGAGAGUGG